AUGACAUCUCCACCACCCCUAUCCGGUAUUCGAGUACUUGAGCUUGCAGGUCUCGCACCAGGUCCCUUCGCAGGCCUCCUCCUAGCGGACUAUGGCGCCACAGUUCUCCGUCUGGAUCGAGCUACGCCCGAGACCCAUGGACCAAAUCCACCUCCACCAACUCGUGACCAACUUACCCGUCGCAAAUCAAGUAUCGCAGUAGACAUGCGAUCUCCCGGCGGACUCUCCUUCAUCAAAGCCUUAGUUCCUCAUGUAGAUAUUCUAAUCGACCCAUUUCGUCCCGGUGUCCUUGAAAAAGCCGGGUUAUGUCCCAAAACCGUGUUAACAGCUCUCAAUCCCCGUCUGAUCGUUGCUAGAAUGACCGGGUUCCGAAGAGAUGGGAAGUACGCACAGAUGGCUGGACAUGAUAUUAAUUAUAUUGCUGUUUCUGGGGUACUUAGUAUGCUUGGGAGGGAAGGUGAUAAACCUUACGCUCCUGGGAAUAUUCUGGGGGAUUUUGCGGGUGGUGGGGCUGUUUGUUUUAUGGGAAUAUUGUUGGCGUUGAUUGAGAGGGGGAGAACGGGGAGGGGACAGGUUGUUGAGGCUAAUAUGGUGGAUGGGAGUGCUUAUCUUGCUACCUUUCCGAGGUUGGGGAGGAAGAAUUGGAGUUGGGGCGGUGAGAGGGGACGGAAUGUGCUGGAUGGGGGGUGUCCUUAUUAUGAUACUUAUGAAACGAGGGAUGGAGGGUUUAUGGCAGUAGGAUCUUUGGAGCCGCAUUUUUUUGAUGCUUUACUAAAAGGUCUUGGGAUAACAAAGUCUGAUCUUCUAGGGCCUCGAGAGGAUCCGUCGACGUGGAAAGAAUUGAGAGAACUGUUUACAAAGCUGUUCAAGGAGAAGACUCGUGCGGAAUGGGAAACAAUAUUUGAUGGAACCGAUGCUUGUUGUACACCGGUUCUGACUCAAGGGGAACUUGAGGAGCAGGGGUAUGAUCAACGACCUCUUGUUACUCUGAGGGAUUCUCCAUCUUUGGCUAUUGUAUCCAAUGCAAAGGAGGAAAAGGAUGUGGGAAUUAGAGCUGCGAAGGGACAAGGCGAAGGAGUUGAAGGGGACGGAUGGAAUGAAGAUGGAUUGAGUCCUGGAGUUGGUGGAGAGGUGGUACUCGAGGAGUGGGUUGGUUGGAGGCGAGGAAAACAAUUUGAGGUUGAGCGUGGGGGACUGGUUUUUAAGGAGGGCUCGAAGCUGUAA
Orbilia oligospora ATCC 24927 is the source of this 1224-nucleotide messenger RNA. RefSeq lists its product as uncharacterized. The transcript is spliced from 3 exons. Lineage: Eukaryota; Fungi; Ascomycota; Orbiliomycetes; Orbiliales; Orbiliaceae. Gene Ontology annotation, molecular function: catalytic activity. The coding region runs from base 1 to 1224 and encodes 407 amino acids. The record is from RefSeq and is a predicted model, not a curated record.